Akanthomyces muscarius is the source of this 1452-nucleotide messenger RNA. RefSeq lists its product as uncharacterized. NCBI's taxonomy places the organism in Eukaryota, Fungi, Ascomycota, Sordariomycetes, Hypocreales, Cordycipitaceae. Bases 1 to 1452 code for a protein of 483 amino acids. The transcript is spliced from 2 exons. Gene Ontology annotation, cellular component: endoplasmic reticulum. Gene Ontology annotation, molecular function: procollagen-proline 4-dioxygenase activity; L-ascorbic acid binding; iron ion binding. Gene Ontology annotation, biological process: peptidyl-proline hydroxylation to 4-hydroxy-L-proline. The record is from RefSeq and is a predicted model, not a curated record.
AUGGCACAGAACAAAACAUCCAAGAGGAAGCGCAAUGCCAAGGCGCAACAGGCGCAACAAGCGCAAAAGAUAGCCAAGAUGGAGGCAGCCUUGCCAUCCCCUGCCACGGACGACUUCGAGCCCAAGAGCCUACACUCUGUCAUUUCGGAGGAGGAGCUCGACAUUGCGACCGAAACUCUGAUUACGCUUGCAAAGCAUCCCAGCUUGACCAAAUCGAAGCUAUGCAAAGAUCUUCGUGUCGCAGUGUACGAUUUCCGCCAGUCUUGCACCACGGGCGUCAACUCAGCAGAGGGCGCCAACCUCACGGGCAGGGUGACUGCAGCCCUUAGCGACGAAAAAUAUCUCGAGGCGAAGAUUCUUCUAGCGGAGAUGCGUCUGCGCAACGAAGAGCCCAAGCUUGGCGCGCUCUGCCGCUGGGUACGCGAUCUCGACGUGGUUUCUCAACCGAACGGUGUCAGCCUUGACAGUCCCGAGCGAUCGAUGAAAGAUAAGGAGCUACUCGCAGUACUGGAUGCUGUGAUGCGGGUUAGCUGCGCCGUCGACAUGACGGCACCGCUACCUUCGGACUCUACUUCACAUAUUUCAUUCCAGUCGUCGUGGGACUUGCGCUCAGGUAGCGCACUUGACCAGGUGUACGCUUCUGUCCUCGACAAGUCCAUCUUUGCGGAAAACCAAGAUGCCAUCACGUCAUCUCUGCGCAUCCUCGAAACGGUACCCGGACACCUGCGGAAACCUCCGAACCGCCAUGCUGCGAUCUUAUACACAACCAAGCCCGAUACUAUACCACUGUCUCCCGAACACUCAUCAAUAACCUACCACAAACACCCAAACGUGCCAAACCUCAGCCUGAUUAAAGAUGUCCUGACGCCUGACGAGUGCAAGGCGAUCAUUGCGGCUGGCGAAGGCGUCGAAUUCUUGCCAGACGAGCCACUGCGGGAUCGUGGCGACUCGUCUGUUCUGGCGCACAACUUUUACUGGAUCAUUGACACGGCAUUCCACGACAAGCUGUGGGCACGCAUCUCUCCCUUUAUUCCUUCUGUCAUUGACGGAAAAAGGUCGCGUGGUCUGAAUCGCCGGUUCCGAGUCUAUCGAUACGUUCCUGGAGCCGAGUACCGAAGUCACAUUGAUGGUGCCUGGCCACCUUCAGGCAUCAGUGCCGACAACAAAUAUAUCUAUGACAAUUCGCCGCCAGACCAGAAGCAAAGUUCGCUCUUUACUUUCUUGCUCUAUCUCAACGACGAGUUCGAGGGCGGUGAAACAAUGUUCUUCCUCCCGUCGCCGCGCGAAGGCACGUUGAAUGCUUACCCGGUCCGGCCAGUGAUGGGAGGCGUGGCACUGUUCCCACACGGCGAAACCAAGGGCGCUCUACUACAUGAAGGCACUAGCGUUACAAAGGGUGCGAAAUACAUCAUCAGAACAGAUGUCGAAUACGACGUUGAGCCUUCAGAGUAA